Messenger RNA from Acanthopagrus latus (yellowfin seabream), 1644 nucleotides. It is a transcript of the gene fbxo7, whose product is annotated as F-box protein 7. Gene Ontology annotation, biological process: autophagy of mitochondrion; positive regulation of autophagy of mitochondrion. Lineage: Eukaryota; Metazoa; Chordata; Actinopteri; Spariformes; Sparidae. Gene Ontology annotation, molecular function: protein kinase binding. The record is from RefSeq and is a predicted model, not a curated record. The transcript is spliced from 10 exons. Bases 149 to 1606 code for a protein of 485 amino acids.
CUAACAAUGGUUUUAUUUUGGAAGUAUUCAUUUUCAGACCGGAAGCAGUCGGCUGUCCGUUGCUCAUCGGUCCGGUCAGUGUUGACAGUGCGAUGGAUGAGAGAAACGAUAUAAAAGCAGCUGGAUGUGAUAACUUUAGUCAGUCAUCAUGAAGCUACGUGUUCGCAUCAACCGGCAGACCAGCAGGGUGGAGUUACUGGGAGAAGAUCCCAGUUUGAAGGAGCUCAUAGAUCAUAUCAAGGAGAACAUUUUGUGUUCUCAUGGACUCAGUGCAGAAUCAGAGUUCAGUGUGUCUCUGAACGGCUCAGAGCUUCUGUCAGACGCCGGUCAGACUCUGUCGUCCUGCGGCAUCGUCUCCGGAGACCUGAUCAGUGUCAUCCUGCCUGAAUCUGUAGCUGCUGGCGCCGACCACGCAGAGAACCAGAGAGAAGAGCAGAACCAACAGAACGCUGCCAUGGCGUCCAACCAGCCCAGCAGCAGCGGCGGUGGCGGCGGCGGCGGCAGCAGUGGUGGUGGUGGCAGCACUGCUGCCCUCACAGAGUUGGAGGAGACCCCCGACAUGUUAAACUGUGAACCUUCAGCCUCCAGCUGGGAGCCGAUGCUGUGCAGCGAGGCCGAGGACGGUGAGGCUCCUCUGGCUCUGGAGCUGCUCUACCACUUGGCCCAGGUGACGAGUCCCAGCGAAGCCGUGGUGGUGGCCGGGAACCGCCUGAUGCUGGAGACUGGCUUCAUCCCUCAGUGUGUGUGUUGUGCGUGUGUGCCGGGCUGUGAGCUGAACACCAGUGAGAUGCCUGCAGGGUGGAGGUCAGCGGGUGGAGUCUACAAGCUGCAGUACACCCACCCUCUGUGUGACCGCAGCCUGGUGACAGUGGUGACGGUGUGCAUGGGCCCCGUGCUCGUCAUCAACGCGGUUCUGAAGGUGAACCAAACCGUGGAGACGGUCCGCAAGCUGUGUCUGAACCCCGCCAGCUACGUGACCGACGAGUGGCCAGGAGACGGCGCUGCCGCAGCGUUCAAAGAUCUGAAGAAGCUGUCCCGGAUCUUCAAAGACCAGCUGGCGUACCCGCUGAUCGCUGCAGCCAGAGCAGCCAUGGCUCUGCCGGUGGCGUUCGGUCUGGCUGCUCUUCCUCCAGAACUCCUCCUCAGAGUCCUCAGACUGCUGGACGUCACCUCAGUGGUCAGACUGUCGUCAGUCUGCAGACACUUCAACGUGGCCACGGCCGAUUCCACGCUGUGGAGACACCUGUUCCGCCGAGACUUCACAGAUUCAGAUCCCAACAGACCCAGAGACACAGACUGGAAGGAGCUUUACAAAAGGUUUUAUAAGAUCCGUUAUGACCUCCGACGCGCUCGCCAUCAUUCCCUCCCUCCUUUCCUCCGACACCCCCGAGACAUCUUCCAACCCGCCCCCCUCCACCCGCCGCUGCCCGGGAUCAUCGGGGGCGAGUACGACCAGAGACCCAACCUCCCGCACGGCCUCUUCCCCCGACCUCGCCACGACCCCAUUGGUCCUCAUCGAGACCACGACAGACGACCUGUGACCGACUCGCGCAGGUUCAGACCGAUGGGAGGACGACCCGCAGACGUGCGGCGAGGUUUCAUCUGACGAUUGUUCUUCUGCAGAAAUAAAACAUGUGAACAGCA